GGAAAAUUAAGCUUCCAGCUGGUUGUUGAUUUAAAAUAACGAUUCGUAAUGUUUUUAUUGUUCAUAUUGUUUUCUUGACAUUUAGAUUUCCCUAAAUCGUUUUUGCACCAUAAUUCGAAAUAGGAGUCACUCCUAGCGUGGACGUGUUCAGUUGGCGUGUCCCGACUCGGAGUGACGGCUGGGCAGACCUAUUAUUUCUCCGAAGUGUUUUUUUGCACCGGCCCAUUUUUUGACACAGUCUAUCGUUAAUUUUUGGAUUAUCGCGCCCUGUUUUACACCGUAGUUGGAAGCAGAGAAAAGCCCCGGGGUUCAAAAUGUCUGUAGCGGGGUUGAAGAAGCAAUUCUAUAAAGCCAGCCAGAUGGUUAGUGAGAAAGUGGGUGGAGCAGAAGGAACCAAACUAGAUGAUGACUUCAGAGACUUGGAACGGAAAGUAGAUGUAACCAGUAAAGCUGUAGUGGAGGUGAUCUCCAAAACCUCAGAGUACCUCCAACCCAACCCAGCAUCGCGGGCCAAGCUGUCCAUGUUAAACACCAUGUCUAAGAUCCGUGGUCAGGUGAAGAACCCAGGUUACCCUCAAGCUGAGGGGCUGCUCGGGGAGUGCAUGUCCAAGUUUGGACGCGAACUCGGGGAGGACACAAACUUUGGAAUAGCUCUAGUAGACGUUGGAGAGGCCAUGAAGAGAUUAGCAGAAGUCAAAGACUCUCUAGACAUCGAUGUGAAACAGAACUUUAUUGAUCCAUUGCAAGGGUUGUAUGACAAGGACCUCAGAGAAAUACAGCACCAUCUGAAGAAGCUCGAAGGUCGUCGACUGGAUUACGACUACAAGAAGAAGCGUCAGGGCAAGAUACCAGACGAGGAAGUCCGACAAGCCCUGGAGAAAUUUCACGAGUCUAAGGAAGUGGCUGAGACCAGCAUGUACAACUUGCUUGAGACUGACAUCGAGCAGGUGAGCCAGCUUGCAUCGCUGGUGGAGUCUCAGCUGCAGUACCACAGACAAGCUGUACAAGUGCUAGAGGAGCUAUCUGACAAACUGCAGGACAGAAUGAACGAAGCUCAGUCUCGUCCAAGACGUGAAUACACACCUAAACCUAAGCCCAUGUUUGAUUUUGGAGACAACAACCACUCGAACGGUGGCUUCUCUACCUCGAUGGCCCCUCCCCCAUCACGCAGCACAGCAGACCACUCCUUUCUCUUUGCUUCAUUGUCCUUUCGGAAACCAGGAUUGUCUCCGGAGCAGCCGAGCUGCAAGGCGUUGUACGACUUUGAGCCAGAGAACGAGGGAGAGCUGGGCUUCCACGAGGGAGACGUCAUCACCCUGACCAAUCAGAUCGAUGAAAACUGGUAUGAGGGCAUGCUGAACGGCCAGUCAGGAUUCUUCCCUCUCAACUACGUGGAGGUCCUUGUUCCGUUACCGCACUAAUAUAAAAAAUGGAGCUAUACAAGUAGACUGAAAGAGGAGCAGAGGGAAGGAAGGAGCAGAACCAGUGAGGAGGAAGAUAAGGUUUCAUUUUCACUUUUAGCUCCAGCGUCAUCGCCACAAACAAGCACUUUCGUCAUUAUGAGAUCUUGAAAUGAUAUCAAACCAGAAGUUAUCCAUCUGGUUUCUGGAAAAGUCGAAUGAAUGAUGCGGAGAACAGAGACGGAGCAUUUUGAUCCAUCAUCUGAAAGUAAGAAGAGUUCCUUAAAGAUGGACUGGUGACUCGGUUUUAAGCAGUACUUCUUCAUCCCAGAUGAGAGACACAGAAACUAGUUUCACUGGGGUGACCCACUUAAGUAGGUCCACUUAAUAGGUUUUAUUCUGAAUCAAUGUGUGUAAGCAGGACUGAACUGUCAUUUCACAACUAGAACAAAUGUAAUGAGCCCUUUAUGCCUCCUGCGGGCAUCACCAAGUUUUACACCCAUCUUAACUAAAAUGAACUACUAGAAUUUGUGAAAUUAGUUACCUGACAAAAAGGAAAGUAUUGUAGAAACUUGAGCCAAAAUAGUGUCUAACUUGUGAUUUAGACAGUUCUGACUCCAGUUUUGUUUUAUUUCAUUUUAAAGUAGUUGUCUGGUUAUUGGUUUUAGCUUCCAGCAGAUCCGAUUGAGUGGUUUCCCUGUAGCUUCAGCGGGUUAAAAGGUUUUAUGGUAACAGAAUAUAUGAGAAACAGCUGUAACAGCACACGGGACACCUCCACUCACAGACCCAAAGGUAAAUGCAGAGGUUGCACCCUUUUUGUCACUUAAUGCAGGUGUGUAGUUGUUGCUAAGAAAUGACCGAUAAAUAUGGUUACCUGCCAGUCUGUUCAACAGAGGAAACGGAGCCAAAAAGACUUUAAAAUGCAAUAUAAGUGUUGAACGCUUCUGUUUGUUAACCUGCUAAUGAUUCUGUAACAGCCAUAUAUACAUGUAGUUCCUGUGCUGUUUAUUGUACUUAUUACACUUUGUUUUUUUUUAAAGCCAUGUCAGCCCUGUUUAAGGCACCAGGUAAGUCCACACAGUGCCUGAUUAGAAGAAGCUGCUGGCAGCGACGUAGUCUUUUCUAUUCGUCACCAAGUCCCCGCUGUUACUGUCUGUG
Messenger RNA from Nothobranchius furzeri (turquoise killifish), 2558 nucleotides. The record is from RefSeq and is a predicted model, not a curated record. Lineage: Eukaryota; Metazoa; Chordata; Actinopteri; Cyprinodontiformes; Nothobranchiidae.